AUAUAUUAGCAACUUCUUACUGGUAAAUUUUAAGAAUUAGCUACGAAUGAACAAUAAUAUAAUGCAUGGUGACAAAGUUUCGCGAAAUUCUGACGAGUUGGUUAAAGAUUCAGCGUAUAUACAAUUGUUAAACUUUGAUCUGGAAGACGGAAAGAAAGACUGUAAAAAACGAAACUCUGAUACUUAUAAAAAACAAGUAAGUUUCGACUCAGGGUCGGAUAACGAAGAACUAGCAGCACUUCUUCCUAAAAGAAGAUCAAAGCAAGAGCAAAACCUGCAUAUUCUGGAUCCGCCAUGGAAAAGACGAAACUCGUUUCAGAGAAUUGACCAAGAAACUCAGCCAAUCCUAGAUCAAAGAAAAUCAUCACAAGCCUAUCUUGAUGUAGCAGCAUCUCAACAUCAAAAUGUUUAUGUUGGAAUGCACUUACCUACGUGGUAUAACAAGGACAAAUUACCCAGCAAACGUAGCAAACAUCACAAGAGACAUCACAAAUCUAGUAAGACACCAAAACCGAAAGAAAUAGAAGAAGAAGUGCUUCCUCCGCACCAACAAGUUCAAUUUUUACUCGGCUCGGAAACGCAAGAAGAUGGCGGAGAUACGGAAAAUUGCUGGAAAACUCCUAACGGCAGUAUGCCUCGGCUUUUCACAGAAAUGGAAGAAUUAUACCAAGAUGAUGACGGUGACACUAUUUGGAAGGAAACGGCAAGAUGGAUUAAAUUUGAAGAAUGCGUUGAACCUGGGGGAGAUAGAUGGAGUAAACCUCACGUUGCGACUCUUAGUUUACACAGCUUAUUCGAACUUCGCUCAUGUAUUAUGAACGGAGUUGUUCAAUUAGAUAUGGUUGCACAGUGCAUUGAUCAAAUUGCAGAUAUAGUUCUGGAUGUCAUGGUGUCUCAAGGACAAUUACCACACGAUGAUGAAUUGAGGGAACGCGUACGAGAUGCGUUACUUAGCGGACAUGAGCAUCAAACAGAGAAAAAGAAUGGUCGUCUAAAUCCAAUAAAAUCUGUUGCAGACAUGGUUAAUAGUCGUAGAGAGUCCUCUUUUGCAGUUCUUCCUCAAAUUGCUAACGCUGGAUCAGCGGCUGCCAGUCCUAUUCUAUCAGGACGAUUGAAGAGACAAAGGCGUUCGAGUAAACAGGGUGCAAGUCCUCAUGGUUCUACAAGUAACGUAUCUCACUGCUCGGAAGCUGCACCCGAAUUAGCAAGCGAGCCGUCUUCUGGCGUUUUUGAAAAAGAUGGUCAUCUUGCUGUUCCUGGUGAUUCUGCUCCUCGUUUAGUCAAACAAGAUGGACCUAGUUCUCCAACUGAUGAUAGUUUUCCUUCAAACACAUCCGCUCCGAACUUGCUCCAUCGUAAACAAACAGUGACAAGUAUUGGUCCACUGUCAACUGAUUUUGGUUCAUCAGCAGGCGAUAACGAGAAGAAAGAUAAAAAGGUACCUUAUUUCAUGAAAAAAAUUCCAGCAGGGGCUGAAGCUUCAAAUGUAUUGGUGGGAGAAAUAGAUUUUUUGGAACGUCCGAUUAUUGCUUUUGUGAGACUACAGGAUAGUGUGCAGCUAGAGGGUCUUACGGAAGUUCCUAUUCCAACAAGAUUUUUGUUUAUUCUCCUGGGUCCUGUCGGAAAUCGUAAACAGUACCAUGAAAUUGGAAGAUCAAUUGCCACUUUAAUGGCCGAUGAGGUUUUUCAUGAUGUUGCUUAUAAAGCUAGAACAAGGCGAGAUCUAUUAGCUGGAAUUGAUGAAUUUUUGGAUCAAGUCACCGUUCUGCCACCUGGUGAAUGGGACUCCACUAUCAGAAUUGAACCUCCUCAAGAUUUACCCAAGAAUCAGAUGACGAGAUUACAACCAAAGAAAAAUGAAAACACGAUGGAGAAUGGGCAUGCAAAAGUUGAAAUGGCUCAUGCGGUCGGACCAGAGCUUCAGCGGACUGGAAAGUUGUUUGGUGGUCUGGUUGCUGAUAUCAAACGCAAAGCACCAUUUUUCGUAUCAGAUUUUCGAGAUGCACUAAGUAUUCAAUGUGUUGCUUCCUUCAUUUUUCUCUACUUUGCGGUACUCACACCUAUCGUUACGUUCGGAGGUCUUCUCGGAGAUGCCACGCAUAAUUAUAUUAGUGCUAUGGAAUCCAUUUUUGGUGCUGCGAUGGCUGGUACAGCUUUUCAUUUAUUUUCUGGACAACCACUGACUAUUAUUGGUAGCACUGGUCCCAUCUUAGUUUUUGAGAAGAUCAUGUUCGAUAUAUGCACGUCAGCUGGGAUGGAGUAUCUGCCUAUACGAUGGUGGAUUGGUACUUGGACUGGCGUAUUCUGCAUAAUACUAGUGGCAACGGACGCCAGCAGUCUCGUUCAAUACAUCACUAGGUAUACAGAAGAAACAUUUUCAGCACUGAUCUCCUUGAUUUUCAUAUUUGAGGCUUUUAAGAAAUUGAUUUCAAUUGGUGACAAACUUCAAAUAUGGUAUGGAUGGAAUGGAGAUUUGGUGACGUUUUACGGAUGUGAAUGUGCCGCUCCAAAUCUUACGUCCUACAACAUCACGGAGAACUUGGAUUAUGAGCAGAUUAAAUUCGAAUCAAAGGAAAAAGCACUGAAAUCUCAUGGCAUGCAUAUUAAUGGUUCACUAUACAGAACUGAUGAAGCUGCGUAUACUUGCUCAUAUGACGGAAUUAAUUUUAACGUUUCUGAUAUCAACAAUGUUACAUGGAAUGCCUUGGACAAACCUACCUGUAUUGAGAGUUUUUGUGGACAUCUUGUUGGAGAAUCAUGCCCUUAUACACCUGAUGGUAUGCUGAUGUCUGUUAUCCUCUUCUUUGGUACUUUUACGAUUUCAAUGUACUUGAAAGGCUUGAAACUGUCACGAUUCUUCCCAACUAAGGUCCGCUCAAUUAUAAGCGAUUUUUCUGUUACAAUCGCAAUCGCUUUAAUGGUGCUCUUCGAUAUCCUAAUGAAGCUUAAUACACCUAAACUGCUCGUUCCAGACUCUUUCAGGCCUACAAGAGAAGAUAGGACUUGGUUGAUCAGCCCCCUUGGAGAGAACGAAUGGUGGACAAUCCCUCUUGCUAUUGUUCCUGCGUUACUCUGCACGAUUCUUAUAUUUAUGGAUCAACAGAUCACAGCAGUUAUUGUCAACAGGAAGGAAAAUAAGCUAAAGAAAGGGUGCGGUUAUCAUUUGGAUCUUCUUGUCGUAUCAAUAAUGAUGAUAUUGUGUUCCAUACUCGGAUUACCUUGGUUCGUAGCCGCCACCGUUCUCAGUAUCACCCAUGUCAACUCUUUAAAAAUGGAGUCCGAGUCAGCAGCCCCAGGAGAAACCCCGAAAUUUUUAGGGGUCCGUGAACAAAGGGUCACUGGAAUUAUGAUCUUUGUACUUAUCGGCUUGUCCGUAUUCAUGACCCCGAUUUUGGCGUACAUCCCCAUGCCGGUGCUAUAUGGAGUUUUUCUGUACAUGGGAGUUUCAUCUCUCAAAGGUGUACAAUUCAUCGACAGGUGCAAACUUAUAUUUAUGCCUCCGAAACAUCAACCCGACUUCAUUUACCUUCGUCAUGUACCUUUACCUAAAGUCUACUUGUUCACGUUUUUUCAAGUCGUUGGUCUCGUACUUCUGUGGGUUAUCAAGUCUACAAAGCCAGUCUCUAUUAUAUUUCCAAUGAUGGUUGCCGCUCUUGUCGGAGUUCGAAAAGCAUUCGAUUAUUGUAUAUUCUCACAAGAAGAAUUGUUUUGGCUGGACGAUAUCAUGCCUGAAUCAACUAAGAAGAGGAAAGAGGAUUCGAAGAAGCGUAAAGAGCAAGAAGACCAAAAUAAACAAGAUUUGCUUGCAAUGUCUGGACAAGGAACAGUCAACGUACCUCUACAAGAUGGAAAAGUUUUGAAAAUCCCUGUUUCUGAAAUCAAAUACAAUCCUGAUGAACCAACAAGUAUAAAUAUCACAAAGGAAAUGGCACAAACAGCGAUUUGGAAAACAAUCGUUAGAAACGAACUUGGAGGUUCAGGAACAGAUUUAAAAGAAAGAGAAAAAAGAAGCAAAAAGGGUAAAAGAAAGGGGGCAGAAGAAAUCAUCGAACCCCCACAAUACUCGUUUCCACCUAAGAAAACAUCGUCUCCGCCUUCGAAAAGUCCAUCCAGGUCUCCGAAUAUGAAUUCUGGUAACAAUCACAAAUUGACAGUAAUUAACGAGGCAAAUAAGACCAAUACCACAAAUAAUAAUGAUGACGACCCACCUCCAUUCAUUUCUGUAACUAUACAAGAUGAUGAUAACGAACCCCAGAUUAAGGAAGACAAAUUGUAAAUUGCAUUUUCAAAAUCACGACUGUUUUCGUGUCCAUUAUAUGCUUCCCAUAAACAGUUUCUUAGACUUUGGGAUCAAAAUAACCUAGCUGUCAUAAGUUGAUGAGCUGUACUCGAUGAAGUUAAGAACAAAAUUGAGAAAAACAGAUUGAAAUGGAAUUCAGUGUUUCUUGUGCAAAAAAAGCAUUACUUCAAAACCACCUCGCAAAAAUAUGGUGUUCCCAUUGUAAAUUUUAUUAAAGUGAAAUUUUCUAAAAACUUCUCGCAAAAAUAUGGUGUUCCCUUUGUAAAUUUUAUAAAGUGAAAUUUAUGGCUACUAGCUUUGUGUAUUUGCAAAUAUCACUUGUUUUUCGGUACAUACUGAAAUGUUUUUUUUACUUGAAAAGCUUCAUUAGCUUUUUAAAGUAUUCCAAUCUUUGCUAGAAUCUAUGGAGUUAUGCCAGUUGAAAGAAUUGUCUCUUUUGGUUCACCGGCCUUGCACUACCCUUCGACAUUCUGUGAGAUUUUCAUCCUCGCAAUUGCGACUUUUUUUUGGUGCCAUUUCUAUGUGAAAUACGUACAAUCGGGAAUUUUAUUCCCUUUAUUUAUUUAAUUUAAUAUUGUCUGUUUUUAAUUAUUUUAGUUGUUUUUAAUGAUUAAGUGCUAUUAAUUAUAGUAAUUAAGUAAUGUUUCCUUAAUUAUACUUGCUUUUUAUUUCAUUUACAAUUGUGAGUUUCUGUUGGGAAUCACAAUUUGCACUGUUAUAAAAUUAGGCUAUGUAGUGAUAUUUUCAAUUUAUUACUUUUUUGAAACAAGAUUAUAUUUGAACAAAAAUAGCAUUCAACUCGAAGAAGGGCAUUUUUUGAAAAAUCGUUAAAAUUUCACACUUCGAUAAUCUCGUUUCUUGAAAUUCGAAAAAUCUUCUAAAGUUAUAAUUUAGUUUAAAAAACUAGUUUUUUCACCCAAUAUGCAUCAAACAUUCGCCAACCUUACAAUGGAGAUAUCUGAAUGUAGAAUUGUAAUUAUUUGUUCUCGCUGUUUUCAUUUGAACUAAUGGAAGAUACUUGUGAAAAGCUUAUUGCGUUCAUAAUGAUUGCUGUUUUUUCAGUCUCCAUGGUUAUAGUAUUUUGGCAUUGGUUGCUCAAUGUCAUUCAACAUGGUCUGUUCUCUAAAAUUCUAGAAUUAUAUUUUAAAGGCUUAGUUAACGGAUACAGGAAUAAGUUGAUGUCAAAUAUAUUCUUUGUUAGUUGUUAUAGCAUUUUAAUUAUAUUUGAUAAACAUUUGAAAAUAUGUGGGCGAUCGAAGUUUAAUUUGCGUUUUGAAAUAAGUUGGUACGUUCAUUUUAUUUAUUUGUACAUAAAUAUAACAUAUUAAAUUUGAUUGCAAUCACCAAGUUUUGACCCAAGCGUAAAAAUGGGGUUGUGGAUGUUACCUACCCAUGCUGAUUUUUGAACGAUAACUGAAUGCUCAUUGUACAUAGUCACUUAGUGGGAUAAUAUGUAGAAUUUGUUCCAUUCUGUCUCACUGAGUGAAUUCUACAAACGUUUUCGGAAGUGAAAAUGAUUUUUGUGACAAUAACGAUCAUUGUAAAAUAACCCACUGAAUGAAUUUGUGGCCUUUCUGAUAAAUAGAUUUUUUUUGUGAUUUGAUCUUCUAUAAAAUUAAAUAAAUGAUCCGAAAUGGUGAACUA
Molecule: messenger RNA, 5944 nt
Organism: Styela clava
Lineage: Eukaryota; Metazoa; Chordata; Ascidiacea; Stolidobranchia; Styelidae
Product: electroneutral sodium bicarbonate exchanger 1-like
Biological process (GO): transmembrane transport; bicarbonate transport; regulation of intracellular pH
Cellular component (GO): plasma membrane
Molecular function (GO): solute:inorganic anion antiporter activity; monoatomic anion transmembrane transporter activity; sodium:bicarbonate symporter activity
Source: RefSeq, a predicted model, not a curated record